ACUGGGGAGAUAAGGGGAAGGGAAGAGGAAGAUAAAGAUGGGUGCCUUUCCUUAACCCUAACCCUCUCCCUAAUAAAUAAUCAAGAAAACACAUCUUGUUAAUUAAUCUAUGAUGAGGGACAGCAACCCCCCGCUUACCACUUCAUUUAAAAGAGCGUGACGAGCUGUCGGGGUGGUGACUCUUGGACUACCCAAACCAACUCUCUCUUCUUUGAGAGGUUAAACAUAUAUGUACGGCGACUUUUUGCCUCUUCGCACACUCCAAAAGCCUAUUCGCCGAAAGCCCACCAACGUUCUCUCUCUCUCUCUCUCUCUCUCUCUCUCUCUCUCUCUCAUCCUCCGAUCUCUAUGGAUGAUAUCAUAAAAUCCCCUGCUACCAGUUCUUCCCUACCAUCAAAGGGUUGGGAUUCGACGCAUCACUCAUUCAUCAGACUCUCAGAUUUAGAUUUCCUGCAACACACAUCUGUUCUUCGAGAUGUCUUCUUCGUCGCUGCAAUUUGUGGCACCUACAGUUCCUUCUACUCAUCGGCGGAGGAGAGUAAGGGUAACACCGUUUGCGGCGGCAGCCGCAGCUGAUGAGUCAAGGCUGGAGCCAAGAGUGGAAGAGAAAAAUGGGUAUUGGGUCUUGAAAGAGAAGUUUAGGGAAAAGAUAAACCCACAGGAGAAGUUGAAGAUAGAGAAGGAACCCAUGAAGCUCUUCAUGGAAGAUGGAAUCAAAGAGCUUUCCCAGAUCCCACUCGAGGAUAUUGAGAAAUCCAAGCUUUCUAAAGAUGAUAUUGAUGUUCGUCUCAAGUGGCUUGGCCUCUUCCACCGCAGAAAGCACCAUUAUGGUAGAUUCAUGAUGAGACUGAAGCUGCCCAAUGGAGUGACAACAAGCGAACAGACCCGUUACUUGUCAAGUGUAAUUCGAAGAUACGGUAAAGAAGGAUGCGCAGAUGUGACGACCAGGCAGAACUGGCAGAUCCGUGGGGUUGAGCUUCCACAUGUCCCGGAAAUCCUCCAAGGCUUGGCCCAAGUGGGUUUGACCAGUCUCCAGAGCGGCAUGGACAAUGUAAGAAACCCAGUUGGGAACCCACUUGCAGGCAUAGAUCCACAUGAGAUAGUCGACACUCGCCCUUACACCAACCUCCUCUCCCAUUUCAUCACCGGAAACUCUCAUGGCAACCCUGCUCUCACUAACCUGCCAAGGAAAUGGAACGUGUGUGUGGUGGGUUCUCAUGAUCUGUUCGAGCAUCCACAUAUUAAUGAUCUUGCUUACAUGCCGGCCAUCAAGGAUGGACGCUUUGGGUUUAAUCUGCUCGUGGGUGGAUUCUUUAGCCCCAAGCGAUGUGCGGAGGCAGUGCCUCUAGACGCAUGGGUCUCAGCUGAGGAUGUGAUCCCUGUCUGCAAAGCUAUACUGGAGGCCUACAGGGACCUUGGUUACAGAGGGAACCGCCAGAAGACAAGAAUGAUGUGGUUGAUUGAUGAACUCGGAAUUGAGGCGUUCAGAUCAGAAGUUGUGAAGAGGAUGCUGUCGGGAGAAGAGCUAGAGAGAGCAUCAGAGCAAGAACUGGUGCAAAAGCAAUGGGAGAGGAGAGACUACCUGGGAGUCCACCCACAGAAACAAGAGGGCUUUAGCUUCGUGGGUCUCCAUGUCCCUGUGGGUAGACUUCAGGCCGACGACAUGGACGAGCUGGCUCGUCUGGCAGAUGCGUAUGGCUCCGGUGAACUCCGUCUCACAGUAGAACAGAACAUCAUAAUUCCCAAUAUUGAGAAUUCCAAGCUAGAGGCCUUGCUCAAGGAACCCCUUUUGAGGGAAAGGUUAUUGCCUGAACCUGCAAUUCUCAUGAAAGGAUUGGUAGCCUGUACUGGGAACCAGUUCUGUGGUCAAGCCAUUAUAGAGACCAAGGCAAGGGCCCUGAAAGUGACGGAGGAGGUGCAGAGACAGGUUUCUGUGGCUCGGCCGGUGAGGAUGCACUGGACUGGCUGCCCCAAUAGCUGUGCGCAGGUGCAGGUGGCUGAUAUUGGGUUCAUGGGGUGCUUGACUAGGGAUAAGGAAGGGAAGAUAUGUGAAGGAGUUGAUGUUUACAUGGGUGGGAGGAUUGGGAGUGAUUCACAUUUGUGUGAUGUUUAUAAGAAGGGAGUCCCCUGUAAGGAUGUGGCAUCCUUGGUUGUGGACAUUUUGAUUAAUCACUUUGGAGCUAUUCCUAGGGAAAGGGAAGAAGAUUAGUGAUUAGUAAUUAUUUGAUUAAAGGGGAAGGGUUUUGUGCACAGCUGUGUAUGGUGCACGACCAUGCAAUAAGCCGUUGGAUGGACAUGAGAGUCAAUGGUAUUCUUUCCACUCCUGAUGGUUGUGUGAAUGGCACACAACCUUUUGCCUUCAAAUUUUUUAGUUUUCUCUGAUUAAUUUUAAGUUGGAGCUCGACCUGUGUAUCAUGUAUUGCUCUAAGCUUUGGUAUUGAUUGUUUGAGCCUUAGAAGAGGUCAACAAACAGAAGAAACUUUUACCACAAGAAACUAAUGGCAUUGUGGAAUUGCAAUCUGAUACAAAGAAGCGAUUGCAGAAAAGUCAAUGAUAUUUAACGUGGCUCUUAUGUAGUCCACAAGAAUAAAAGAUUAUGGAAAAAAAUGGUUAA
This is a messenger RNA of Macadamia integrifolia, 2614 nucleotides long. RefSeq names its product ferredoxin--nitrite reductase, chloroplastic. NCBI's taxonomy places the organism in Eukaryota, Viridiplantae, Streptophyta, Magnoliopsida, Proteales, Proteaceae. Bases 476 to 2209 code for a protein of 577 amino acids. The transcript is spliced from 4 exons. Gene Ontology annotation, molecular function: oxidoreductase activity; heme binding; iron-sulfur cluster binding. The record is from RefSeq and is a predicted model, not a curated record.